Molecule: messenger RNA, 2330 nt
Organism: Lycium barbarum (goji berry)
Lineage: Eukaryota; Viridiplantae; Streptophyta; Magnoliopsida; Solanales; Solanaceae
Product: probable protein phosphatase 2C 43
Exons: 4
Coding region: 758-1939 (393 amino acids)
Biological process (GO): protein dephosphorylation
Molecular function (GO): cation binding; protein serine/threonine phosphatase activity
Source: RefSeq, a predicted model, not a curated record
GAAAAAGGCCCUACAAAGAACAACUACCACCCCUUCUUGUCCGGGGAAGUGGAAGAACCUUUCCUCUCUACAAAAAUCCCUUAUUUUUCUGUUGCAGUUCUCUGUUUUUUUUUUCCUCUCACAACAACAGUUACACACAGUUCCAAGAAAACAAAAAAAAAAAAAAACUUUUAUUCUCCUCCAUUUUUCAAUCUACAUUUGAUCAGUUCCUUUAAAAAAGAUACUUGUGUUGUGGUUUCUUUGAACCCUAUAGGGCAUUGAUGCAAGAACAGGAGUGGGGUUAUUGAAUUUUCUGUUUUUGGGUAUUUCUUGUUACUGGUUUUAGUGUUGAUUUGAUAUUCUUUCUUUGGUUUAUUUGAUCAAGAUUAAAUUUUUAGUGUUCUUUGUUAGAAAUUCCAAGAAAACUGAAUUUGGGUUUUUGUGGGUGUUUCCUAUACUGUUGAAAUAUUGGAGUUCUUGGGUGGCUAUUUUGGAAAACUGAAAUUUGGGUUUUUGUGGGGUUUUGUUAUACUGUUGAAAUAUUGGAGUUGUUGUUGUGUAGUUUGUGACCUAACAAUUUUACUUCAAUAGUGGUGAAGUUUGAUAUUCAAGAAAACUGAAUUUGGGGUUUUGUGGGGUUUUCCUAUACUGUUUGAGAUAUUGGAGUUUCUUGAGUAGUGGUGAAGUGUUGGGUUGAUUUUUACUUUACUAGUUUGAAUUCUUGAUCAGCUAUUAGCUGUACUUUUAUAGUAUUUUGAGUGUUAAAAGGAAAUGAAGGAUGUUUUCUUGGCUGGUAAGGAAAGUAUCAGCAUGUUGGAGACCAUUGAGUCGAUAUGCACCUAUGAGCAAAGAUGAAGAUGAUGUUUAUUUAGGAGGUGAGGAUGAUCCAUUUCUAUGGUGUAGAGACCUUGAGAAACAUUCAUGUGGGGAGUUUUCUUUUGCUGUAGUUCAAGCUAAUCAUGUACUUGAAGAUCAUAGUCAGGUUGAUACCGGUCGUGAAGGUACUUUUGUUGGUGUUUAUGAUGGACAUGGUGGCCCUGAGGCUUCAAGAUUCGUCCGUGAUCACCUUUUCCUGCAUUUAAUAAAGCUUGCUCGAGAAAAUGGAACAAUAGAUGAAGAAGUCCUUAAAAGUGCCUUUGCUGCAACUGAAGACGGCUUUCUUUCUCUUGUGAGAAGGGCAUUUGGUAUUACACCAUCAGUUGCGUCAAAAGGGUGCUGCAGUCUGGUUGGUGUCAUCUGGAAAGGGACAUUAUAUGUUGCUAACCUGGGUGAUUCUAGAGCAGUAUUAGGUCAUAUAGUAGGGAGAUCCAAUAAGAUUGUUGCUGAGCAGUUGACUAAGGAUCAUAAUGCCAGUAUCGAGGAGGUUAGGAAGGAACUGAUGUCUUUGCACCCAGACGAUUCAAACAUUGUGCUUCAUGUCAAUGGAGCGUGGCGCGUUAAAGGCAUUAUACAGGUGUCUAGAUCAAUUGGAGAUGCAUAUCUGAAGAAGCCAGAGUUUGCUCUUGGUCCAGCUUACCCACGAUUCCACCUUAAAGAACCACUUAGGCAGCCAGUCCUAAGAGCUGAUCCAUCUGUAUGUUCUAGAAACUUACAACCAGGUGAUAGAUUUCUAAUAUUUGCUUCUGAUGGGCUGUGGGAACUCUUAAGCAAUCAAAAGGCUGUGGAAAUUGUGCAUAACAACCCUAGAGAGGGCAUAGCUAGAAGACUUAUUGUAUCAGCCCUGGAUGAGGCAGCGAGGAGACAAAAGUUGAAGUAUGACGACGUUAAGAAGUAUGAAAAGGGUGCCAGGAGGGUCUUUCAUGAUGAUAUAACAGUUGUUGUCAUCUUUAUAGAUCAUGAGAUGCUGGAAGGAAAAUUACCCGUGCCUGAACUGUCAGUUCGAGGAUUUAUAGACACUCAUGGACCAUCAGAUUUCAAUAUCUUGCAAGAGGUUGCUGUGAAGACAAACUCUGUCAAGUGAAACAUACCAAACAAGCUGUUGGCCCUUCUUUCUAGGGAAGCCCGGAUAUGGGAAGUUUCUGACCCCCCAUUUUCACAAUUGUUUUACCAAUUUAUGUUUGACAUACAAUCCAGAUGAACAGCAAGACUAUCAGGUUGCCUGAGGUCAUCGGCAACCUACUUACUUUCUCUAAAAUUUUGAUGUACACAAAUUUUCUGUACAAAGACAAGUUGAGAUAACUGGCUCCUAUUGUUUACCACAAUCUGUCAAAGGACAUCAAAGUUAUAAGGCCAUAGAAGUUGGCGUUGAAAUUGAAAAUCUGGUAGUUGCGAUACUCAAAAAUGUGAGCAAGUUGAAGCUCUAAACUCAAUGUGAACCUUUGUUAUACAAGUGCUUAUUCGUUCCUGUUGCU